AAAUAAUAAAUCUUCUAUAGAGCGAAUGAAAUGGAUAUUAAAUGAUACAGGGGCGAAGUUAAUACUAUUUCUUAGUGAUUUUCAACUUUGACUGACAAACUGUCUCAAGCAUCAUGACAAGUGAACAGAAACGGCGCCUCGUUCCGAGCUGCCAGAUGUUGCCUGAUGUGGUGUCCACUGAUCAGCAGUCUCUGGUGCUUGUGAAGAGACUUCUAGCCAUUGCUAUCUCAAGCAUCACUUACUUGAGGGGUCUGUUUCCAGAAAAGGCCUACGGAAACAAAUAUGUUGGAGAGCUGAAAGUCCUGAUACUGCGAGAGCACAGCUGCCCUGGCGCUCAGCAGAUUGUGCAAUGGUUGCAGGGAUGUUUUGAUGCACUUCAAAGAAGAUAUUUACGCAUGGUUCUUCUAUCGAUUUACUGUGAUCCAGACAAUCCACAGAAAGUAACUGAAUGUUACCAAUUUAAAAUGAAGUACACAGAGAAUGGACCUCAGAUGGACUUUGAGAGCAAAAAUGGUCAGAAUAUGACUAAACUGGCCAUUGAAAACACGCAGACAUCCAGUAUGCUGCUGGUGCGUAAGCUUUACAUGCUGACGCAGAAUCUUGGCCCGCUGCCUGACAAUGUCUGCCUCAACAUGAAGCUCUUCUACUAUGAUGAAGUGACCCCUCAGGAGUAUCAGCCACCUGGCUUUAAGGAGGAUGACAGCGAGACGCUGUUAUUUGAGAGGGAACCAGUAAAUCUAACUAUGGGAGAGGUGGUCACACCAUUUCACAGCCUUAGAAUGAAUGUCACCACUGAGCGAAAUAGACUUGAACCGGUGGAUGACGAUGUGGUAGUAUGUGGGAGUACAAAAUGGUCUUUGAAAUUGUUUGAGGAUGGAAUGACGUCUGAGACCUCCGUUCAGCAGGAGUACAUGACAAAAGAGAAAGUCAUCACUGAUGCUGAAAUUGAAUACUCAGAAACUCAAGAAAGCUCACAACAGGCUCACAGGAUUAACAAGGAGAAUCUUAUAACAGAUGAAAAGGAAACACUACAGAAUUCAUCUCCCACACAGAUGGACAGUCUGGUUAGGAAAACUCCUGAUCUUAAGGUGGGUGCAAGAAAGACCAGGAGUGGACACAUCUUUGAGCCUCAGAUCUCACAGUUUGAGUUCCCGCUAAGCCAAGAUCCCCAGCCAUCUGUCCGGAAGAGGCGCAAAUUCAGUGUACCUAAAUAACACUAGUGACACAUUCACAAUACUUACAUUACAGUCACAUAGCAACAUACUGGCACAUGCUACAUGCUGUGUUGUUUCAUUUUGUUUUAUUCUUUCAGUUGCGGAAAUGCAUCGUAAAGGUUCAUUUCAAUAUAUGUAAAACAGGUUAUGGUGCACACAAUAGAUUGGUGAGUGCAAAAAAUAAUCUUAGAUUGUGUAAUUUGUUAUUUUUGUUAGUAUUAUAUCAAAUACAUUUUUAAAGAGUCAAUAAAGAGUCAUAAUUGUGCUUCCAGUGCUGAGAGUGUAGUAGUGUUGCUGGAUUUUAGUUACAGCAGCCACUAUGUAAAGCUUCUGUUAGCCCACUAGAUGGCAGCAAGCACAUUGUAUAGAGUGAGAACAGAUCAACUUUUAUACAGAAUAAACAGCAUAUUUGUAUUAAAACAAAGAUUCCAAUAAAAUAACAUAGUGAAAGCAGACAUUUUUAAUUGCUGUGCUUGAAAUUAGGUCAUAAAAUGUAAUAAACGAUUGCACUUUGGAUAUAUAUCUGGAGAAGUAUGCACAUACGAUCCAUUGAGCUGAGAGAACUAGAUUUGGCUUUGUUUCCUCAUGCUUAUCAGUCAAGCACAGCACAUUUUCAGCACAUCAGUUUUAAAUUGCUGUGGCUGGUUACUCUGGCUUGCACAGCCAGAGUGAGAGACAUACUUAAUUAAAUGAAGUUCCAAAUGUAAGUUUGGGAGGGGCUUGUUCAUCUAGGCCUGCCAAUCAUAUCCUAAGGAUAUAUAAGCGGCUACUUCCCUCACACUGGUGAUGAUUUUUACGGCAUCCCUCCACCUCCUUUUCCACCUUUAUUUUUUAAAACGCUUAUACCUGUGCUCAAGUUAAAAAAAAAAUAAAAAAAAGAAUUAUGGUAUUUUUAUUUGAUUAAAACUGUAUGUAUCAAUUUGAUUAAACACCAUUUGAUCAUAACAUUUAAUUAAAAUAUGGAAAUUUAACAUGGAAUCCAGAAACAUUGAAAUGGAAAACACAUAAUUUGAAUUUGUAUGACUUUAUGCAGUUCUUUUAAUCAAGUCAUUUUCUGUGUAAUUUCAUAAAAAAUCAGAGGCUUUUUAUUUGUUGAUUAUAGUAUUGAUUUAGUAUCGAUACCGAGGUACCAGGGCUGGUAUUGUACAGAAGCCAAAAUUUUGGUAUCAGAGCUACCCUAGUUUGUGCAGAUGGUAAAUUCACAUAAUGUACACAAGGUAAUCAAGUCACUUAAGACUUGACACUUGUUUUUCUUAAUCAGUUUUUUUAUUGUUUUGACUUAAAAGACAUACACACAAAAAUAUUCAUCAGCAAACUAUUCUAUAACUCCAUAGCAACCAUAAUAUAAUCAAUAGUCUAAACCCUAUUUAAGACAAAAGGCCUUGAACUUCACAGACCUGCCCACAAGUGCAGUUUCAGAAUAUUUUGUCAUUUGUUGGCUCACUGACCAAAUGUACUAAGAAGUUAGCUAAAGACAAAUGUGCUUCCACUUUAAUUCUAUAUCUCAAACUCCAAUUCCCGAUCUGCAGUUUCAGGUCUGGCUAUGUUUUUGGAACCUGAUCUGUCACUGAUUAGAGUCAGCAGAAGCCCCUCUACCCAUUCAGAGAGCUUGGCUGCUGUCAGU
Molecule: messenger RNA, 2838 nt
Organism: Myxocyprinus asiaticus (Chinese sucker)
Lineage: Eukaryota; Metazoa; Chordata; Actinopteri; Cypriniformes; Catostomidae
Gene: hormad1
Product: HORMA domain containing 1
Exons: 15
Coding region: 114-1214 (366 amino acids)
Source: RefSeq, a predicted model, not a curated record